CGUAGGGGUCUGUCGUCCACCUGACAUUCCAGGCAUCCUCCAUCGUCACCACCGGAACACGCUUCCAAUUUACUCCGCCAGGCACUAGGCACGAUCUUUUUACGAGUACGAACGAGAACACCGAAUAACAGAUAUUUCACCUACACGCCUCUCUCAACACCUUCAUUGAAUCGUUCUUUCUUCUCCUAUCAGCACAUCAUUCGAAGUGAACGACAAAAGACACUCCACUCCGAGUGUCUACAAACACCAUCAUUUCCCUUCACCAUUCAUCAUUGCCUCCUAGGCCCGCGCGUUCGUUUGGCGGCCCUCGAGUCCGUCAAAUGAACCUGCCUUAAGUCACCUUCGUUCCUCUCUUCACAACUUACCCUCUUCCUCUUGAAGAGGCCUCUAUUCGUAUCUUCCUAAAUGCCUUUCAAGCCCUUCGCACAUCUUGCAAGAGUCAGCUUUGCAAAGGGAAUCGCCCAUACUUAUGCUCCUUCCGUCGUUGCUGCUGGUCAGUCGAUAGGAAACUUUCAGAACUACCCCGUCGCGAAAUUCUCAAAGACUGCCCAACUACAAAAUGCCUUCUCGAGUCCAUCAGGAUCGGGUGCCGGUGCAAAGGCUGGCUACAAUUCUCAGUCGUCCGGCGGUGAUGCUGGGUUAGCCCAGUAUUACGCAGCCUGGCAGCAUGCGCAACAGACGGGUGAUGACUCCGAAUGGAAGCAACAUCAGUUUGCCAGACGGAUCGGAUGGAAAGAGCAAGAGAAGACCGGGCCUACAAAAUACCAACGGCUCGAUUCAUCCCGUGCCGUCGACGUCCUCCGUCCAUCUGUGCGAUUGAACGUGACUCGUACCACCAGCGACCGUACCGCCCAGCAGACUACAGAGGCGGAUGAGGUCUUUGCGGAAGUCGAAGCAUUGGCCCAGGUGGAUGAAGCCAUCGCGAAGGAGAUUCAAGAUGUCAAAGCUACACAACAGCUCGAAGCCGCUCCUGCUCCGGAGGAGGACGUCGGCAGCCCGGUUGUGAGCACGCGAGCAGUUUCCCCUGUCAAUCUCGAACCUACUGCGACCGACGUGGACUCUACCUCCACCUCUUUUGAGCACACCUUGUCCACCGACGUCACUUCGCUUGCUUCUGAGGAGUCUGUUCUAUCUGACCAGAUCGUUCGCCUUGGACAGCAACAGCGGUAUGCCGAGAUUCCCGCCCUGUUUGAAGCGAUCAUCAAGGAUGGCCAAGUCCCUACGGUUGAAGCCUACAAUCAUAUUUUGUUGUCCGCCAUCAAUCUGAGCAAUGGAUAUCAACCGUGGCCAAGAGCACUAGAGGUCUAUGGAGACAUGACCAAGCGCUCUGUCCAACUCGAUGCUACUUCUUACACCAUCCUCCUCAACUUUCUCGCAUCUCGAAGUCUCGAGGCCUACCAAGUCCAGAAACAUCUCGGUGAAAGAGCUGUUCGAUAUGGCAGCGAAGGCGCUCUGGUCUUCCCGUCCGCUACUCGACAACUGGAAGCUUAUGCUGCCGAUACUUCGCUCAUGUUCGCCACCAAGCUGUACAAUAUCGCACGCGCAACCCUCCCCGGCUUCCAUCUCUCUGCACCACUAUACAACGCCUUGGUCGAGGCUUGUGCUCAGGCCGGAAUGGUCGAGCCGAUGCAAGUCCUUUUGACUGACAUGAGGGCUGAGAAUCUUCGUCUUGACUCCCGCUUGUAUACCCUCGUUAUCGAUGCACACGCCUCGGCACAAGACGUUCACUCGGCGCAUGAAGUAUACGAACAAUAUCGCGACAUUGCUAUCAGCAGAGCUGUCAACGACCCACUCGACAUGCAUGUGUAUGCUUCUUUGAUCAAGGCAUACUAUGCUGCUGGACUGGCGGAGACUGGCCUUCGAUUUUACGAAAGGAUUCUACAAUCAUUCAAGGACUCUGCGAGCCAACAGCCGCUCUCCGAUGAUUUGACAGCUGCUUUCGUUCUCAAAGCCCUGGUUCAGUAUCACAUCGACAACAAUGCCUUUUCCGUUGCACUUUCAGAGAUCAACGCGUUCACGCUGCAGCCAGCUAUCCGCGAUCAAGCACUCUCCAAAAUCGGCACUGCUGCGGCUGAUGCUGGAAACACAUACGAAGCCAUUGCCGCCCUCGACGCCAUCUCGGUCGCCAACUUGACCGCCGAGCCCGUAAUGGCGGUCACGGCUAUGCAUAUCAGAGAUGGUGACAUGGCCAAGGCCAAGGCAACCUGGACCAAGGCCAAUGCUCUAGCACUCACUCCAAGCACCGACUUUGCUACCAUGUACGCACUAGCUAUGAUCAAGGAUGGUUCUAUCGAAGCAGCUGUAGCCGAGGCUCGAUCAAUGUUCUAUCGUAUCCGCAACUCCGCGACAUCGGAGGCUAGCCGCCAACUUGCAAUCGCAGAAAUCGAUGAAGCAAUUCUGCUUUUGGGCGAUGCUCUUGGAACUGCCCAGACACCCAUCUCUUCCCAGACAAGCAUCCUCAUGCUCCGAGCGAUGAUUGAGAAUGGCGGUCUCGUCUCACCUGUUGCCCAACAUGCCAUUGCAAGCUUGGGACCGGACUGCGUUCAUCAGCUUGAUGCACAAGACAUUGCUCUCGCCUUGCACGUCCAGGCACAGAUGCUUCUUACGGAGAGCACUCUUGACAUCGCCCAUCAGGCCAGAUUCUCGCACCUGUUCGAGACGGUCCUCAACCGUGGUAUCCUCAUGGACCCAUCCACUGUGCACGUUGUCAGCGAGAGUCUCCCCAAAAUUGCUACUGCUCGUCCCGACCUUCUGCAACGGUGGCAAGAACUACUCCAACCUGCCCCUCCGACUCCCGUCUCACUGCAAGCUUCUCCAGCCUCUCCUCACGUACCUUUCUCCGGCCAUGUCUCCGAGGCGGAUUCCUACGAUCCUUAUGCACAUACUACCGACUACCGUGCCUCCAAGGCAAUCUCGGAGUUGGUCGAGAGCACCACCGGACGUAUUGAGAAUCAUCUGAGUGAUGCUAUGUCUCGCCUCAGAAAUAUCCGUCGUGCUGGUCGAAACCUUCACUAUUCCGCUUACGCCAAGCUUAUCACUGCGGCUGGAAAGGCAAAGCAAGCGAACUUGAUGAACGAGGUUUUGAGCAUGGCUCAUUCUGAUGUCCCGAUGUCGUUGCAGAUCCCCUCUGUCCGAGCGGGCUGGGUUUCAAUUCUGGACUCCAUGAUCGCAGCCUCCUUGACGCUUGGUGACCGACAACAGGCAGCUAAAAUCCACCAGGAACUUCUCGACAUGGGUGCUGCUCCAUCAGCCAACACCUUCGGCAUCUACAUCACUACACUUGAAGGGACGUUUGAUGAAGCCACCGAAGCUGUCAAAAUCUUUCAACGUGCCUUGUCUGAGGGCGUCGCUCCCAGUGUAUUCCUGUACAAUGCGGUGAUCGGCAAACUUGGAAAAGCUCGCCGCAUCGACGAUUGCCUCCGCUAUUUUGGCGACAUGGAAGGCCGAGGUAUCCGACCAUCUUCAGUAACUUAUGGCACAUUGGUCAAUGCUCUGUGCAGAACUAGCGAAGAACGUUUUGCAGUUGACAUGUUUGAUGAGAUGGAGGCAGCACCCAAUUAUCGACCUCGUCCUGCCCCUUACAAUUCUAUCAUCCAAUACUUCCUCAACACCAAACGCGAUCGAAGCAAAGUCCUUCAAUACUACGAACGCAUGAAGUCCAAGAACAUCAAGCCUACUUCGCACACGUACAAACUGUUGAUUGAGGCUCACGCGUCCCUUGAACCUGUCAACCUCCCAGCAGCCGAAGCCAUUCUUGCCGAGAUGAAGCAAUUUGGUGUCCAGCCUGAAGCGGUUCACUACGGUGCUCUGAUUCAUGCCAAAGGUUGUGUCAUGCAUGACAUGUCUGGUGCCCGAGCUACCUUUGACACUGUCUUGAAAGAACGCAAUAUUCGACCCACUGAUACUCUGUAUCAGAAUUUGUUGGAAGCAAUGGUUGCCAAUCAUGAGGUCGCCAAUACUCCAGAGGUGCUUGCUGAUAUGUCUCGCCGGGGUGUCAUGAUGACUCCUUACAUUGCCAAUACUCUCAUACAUGGUUGGGCCAGUGAAGGUGACAUUGUCAAGGCUAAAUCCAUCUACAAUGAGCUUGGCAACGACAAGCGUGAACCAAGCACUUAUGAAGCCAUGACUCGGGCCUAUCUUGCUGCCGAGGAUCGUGCUAGUGCAAAUGCGGUUGUGGAAGAAAUGCUCCGCAAAGGAUAUCCUGCGGCGGUCACCGAGAAAGUCAUGGCAUUGAUGGGCGGUGUUGUUGCUUGAUUUGAUUUCCCAAAAAAAGAAAAAUUUAUAUCACCGAGUGUGGCGAUGUAUCUUCGCUUGCCUCUGUCUAUUUUCUCCUUUGUUAUGUGUCAACGAUACCCAGAACACAAAAGGCAUGAACAAUUGUGGUUCUACGGCCUUGGCGUUUCUGGUUCGGUUCAGCGGUCAUUUGUAACAGCGUGUGUACAUACGAGAUGGGCAUGGCAUUGGCGUUUUUCAGGAUCGAAAAUGGUUCGGCUACUUCACUGGCGGAGGCGCUGAAUGGAGGCAGCAAUUGAGCCAUUUGUUUUCGACGGAGCUUUGGAAAAACAGGCGGGAAUUGGGAUUUUGCCAUGUACCAACAGAAGAUAAACUCUCCACUCAAUCUAAUUAGAAGGGAUCUAGGUUAGGGAUGACGUCUGGAUCCGAUGGGAAAGGGUCCUCGAAAUGGCGGACAUUACAGACAAGCUUGCCAGCAAGAGCUGAGCAGCCGCAUCAGACGAGCAAAGGGGGCAAGGACUGAUGAAGAAGAAAAUUCAACUUCUAUAUGUUGAAAACACCAACCUAGGCUGUGUUCCUUUUUUGUGGUUCUAUGUGAUGUCGUCUUAUGAAGUGACUUGAUAGACGUAUCUGCCCGCCAUACGUAUCUGCAAGAAUGCAACAACAAUGCAAUGCCAGCUGGAGCCGUCGGUCUUCGUGUAUUGGUAUUGUUGUCUACAGUAUGAUUGAAGGUUUCACGGACUCAACCUUUCAAUCUUCCACUCGCCGCCGUCGUCUUGUCUCGUGUAGACAAAUCUAUCAUGCAACCUACUCUCCCUCCCUUGCCAAAAUUCGAUCUUGUCUGGAAUGAUUCUCAAACCACCCCAGAAAGGUGGGACUGGGAUUUGUUCUUGACCCUCGAAUUUGCGUGCCAUUUCUUCGACUUGAUUUUCCAAUUCGAGCCUACCGUCGUCGUCGUCGUCGUCGUCGUCGCCGUCGUUUUGGGGUUGUGUUUUGGUUCGAUCUUGCAUUUGCUGCGGAUGGAGUACGCUGGUCUGUCGACUGGCCCAAGCUCCUAUCCUGCUCCCCCUCGCCCUCGUGUCGAAAUAAACCUGGCUCUCCUCGCGGGCGAGACGUUCACAGACGCCCUCGACUCGGACCUGCCGUUCCAACGGUUUCCACCAGAAACACAGGCUGGCGUGGGGGUUGGUGGCGACGUCGGCCGCCUUUCGACUCGUCCCAAAGUUGGAAUACACGACGAACCCUCGACCGUCGAGUUCCUUCAGGUAGACGAUUCGGGAACUCACUCGACCGGAAGGUAAAGAGGCCGUGGACAGGGUCACGGUUUCGGGCACGGUCCCGAGGAGUCGAGGGUGCGUGAACCAGGAGUGGAAUUGGACAAAAGGGUCGGGGGACAAAUCCGACCGGUGAAGCCGGGAGAGCUUGAACUGGGCUGCUUGUGACGGGCCGGUCGUGGUCGACGAGGACGAGUUCGUAGGUGCCCCAGAGUCGGGUGGUGCUUCACCCGGGGCGACUUUUUUGGGGGGGGGAAUUGUCAGUAGACUGUACUUCACCGAGAAAAACAAAAGUGUCGUGCUCAAAAGAGGGAGGACAUUAUUGGCGUCAUCCAAAAGAGAAAAAAAACAACUUACAUAUCAACUUGUUGUGAUUCUUCUGGGGUUGAGACGACUCUGGACCUGAUUUGGUCGACCUGGCUUGGUGUAACAUUGUGGCGGUCCUUGUACCUGUACUCGUCUGGAUGGUUGUUCUCGACUUGGGAGCUGUAUAUCGAGGAGAGGAAUGUAAACGGAUGGAUCGGGAAAUUGUCAAAGGUGCUGUCCUUGACAUGUAUAUCUUCUCAAAAAAUAUUCGUUCUGAUCGAGAAGUCUCAAGGUCGUCUCUUAUGAGAUCAAAUAUAUUUUUGACAAGGGUGUGGUGAUUAUUUCUGAAUGAGUGAAUUAUUUGGGAGAAGAACAGGAAUUGUUCAUGCGAGGAUCUAAAACACAAUGUCGUGUUGUUGAAUCAGUGGUUACUUUGUUGUGUUUUUUCCCUUCUCUGCCCACCCAAAGUCUUUGCUGGCUCAUCUCAUGAUACUUGUUGAUCUCUAGAUGGAUCCCCCGGCAGUGAGUUGGCAAGUAAUGAGUAAUGACUCCCUUGUUGACAAGGGAGAUGGCGUCAUUUGAAAACGAGUGGUUGAUAUCACGUGUCCCCCGUAUUCGCCCUCG
Molecule: messenger RNA, 6437 nt
Organism: Exophiala oligosperma
Lineage: Eukaryota; Fungi; Ascomycota; Eurotiomycetes; Chaetothyriales; Herpotrichiellaceae
Exons: 1
Coding region: 406-4254 (1282 amino acids)
Molecular function (GO): protein binding
Source: RefSeq, a predicted model, not a curated record